GGAUAUGGCACGCGAGGAACCUUUUAGAGCUGUUUAUAGCCAGGAAACAUUAGCGCAAGCCUAAUAAAACAGCCAUGAAUGCGCGCGCGCGCGCCAACCUGAACCACAUGAGUGCGCGCGGAGGAUCAGCGCUUAGUAUACAACACAGGAGGGUGAAUACUUCAGUGUAUCUUCAACGAGAGGUCUGUGCGGAUAAAGUCCACCUGCUACAAUCUUACGGAGCUUAACGAUGGACCUAUUUGCGCAGACUGCAUUUGGCUUGCGGUGAGGUUCACGAUCAAGCGAGCACUCAUGCGCUCGCGCAGCACACACUGCUGAGAUGAUGUGGGAAUGUAUGAGAGGUUACGCGGAGAAAGGGUCAAUGGUAACCUCGAGAUCGAAGAGCACACAUAAUCCAUAGAGCAGCCAAAUCGAUACUGUUGGAUACUGUUGACGUUUUCGAGCUCCAGAGCUGUGUGUGGAAACACUGGGAAUACCGUGGAGCACGAGGGACUGUUCCCCAAUGGAAUGCAGAGAAGACAGCGCAACUGCCGCAGUGACUGAAGUUGGUUUGUUGAUCCAUUCAAUAACGGAUGCUGCCAACAGUGUAUUUCACCAAAAGAGAUAACGAAAUGUACCAGAAGACAGCAGAUCUGUGAGCAAACUCUUAUUUAUUUCAACAUCCACGAAGUGUGUUCUCGUGCUGUAUGCACACACAAAAAGACGCACGCUCACAAUUCAUGUGACUUGUUUUGAUUUGUUGAGCAGCUUUCCAGGUGUCUUGAUCGAUAGUCGUCGUCUGCAGUCCUGAUCUGGUCCUGAUCCGCGCGGGAUGGUCGAGACGCUGAGCAUCGCCGUCAUCGGAGCGCCUGGAGUCGGGAAAACUUCUAUCAUCCGUCAAUUUAUUUACAAUGACUUCUCUGAGACUUACAAUCCAACCCAUGCGAGAUACGUGUACAGACCCUCGGCCAUUCUUAACGGUGUUAUGUACGACCUGAAGAUUUUGGAUGUCCCGCCAAUUUCCUCCUUUCCUUCAAGCCCUAGUCAGGAAUGGUUGGACGCGCGGUGUAGAGGAGUCCGCAGCGCUAACGCCUACAUUCUGGUCUAUGACAUCUGCUGCGUGGAGAGCUUUGAGUAUGUCAAGAUGAUCCGACAGCAAAUUGUGGAUAACAGAGUGGGCAGCAGUAGUGAGGUGCCCAUCCUGGUGGUUGGCAGUAAGCGGGACCUUCAGCGGCAGCGGUUCACCCAGCGCAGGGCCGUGUCUGUACUGGUGAAGAAGACCUGGAAGUGCGGUUAUGUCGAGUGCUCCGCCAAGUAUAACUGGCAUGUGCUUCUGCUCUUCAAAGAACUCCUGGGAAUAGCCGUGGCGCGAGGACUACGCCCAAACCACACCUCUAUCCGUCUCCAGGGGGCAUUGCAGAGGAACCGCUGUAAUGUCAUGUGACAGAUAUGUAGCCUUUUUUGAAUUUAUGCUUAUUUAGGACCAGUUUGUGUUUUCAGAUUUUCCGUGUUUUCUGAUUUAAACUGGUCCUAAGUCAGUAUACUUAAAGUCAACUUUGCUGAACCACGAGGAUGGAGCUUUGGUGACAAACUGUCAAUCGAAAUGGCUGGAAUACUACCACCUAGGGGCCUCUGUAACUGAUGCAUUCAUCUGAUGGAUUACCUUAGAUACUACUGAUUUCACUUUUCUCCAGCGUAC
Molecule: messenger RNA, 1678 nt
Organism: Rhinichthys klamathensis goyatoka
Lineage: Eukaryota; Metazoa; Chordata; Actinopteri; Cypriniformes; Leuciscidae
Gene: rasl10a
Product: RAS-like, family 10, member A
Exons: 3
Coding region: 812-1423 (203 amino acids)
Molecular function (GO): GTP binding; GTPase activity
Source: RefSeq, a predicted model, not a curated record